Antechinus flavipes (yellow-footed antechinus) is the source of this 1051-nucleotide messenger RNA. RefSeq names its product zinc finger protein 254-like. The transcript has 6 exons. The record is from RefSeq and is a predicted model, not a curated record. Gene Ontology annotation, biological process: regulation of DNA-templated transcription. The coding region runs from base 7 to 567 and encodes 186 amino acids. NCBI's taxonomy places the organism in Eukaryota, Metazoa, Chordata, Mammalia, Dasyuromorphia, Dasyuridae.
GUUGUCAUGGAAAUUGCGAGACGCGAGGCAGAGGCAGGCAGGAGGAGGCGCUAUGGGAUGUGUCACUUCCGCUUCCGCCCUCUCCCUCCUGCCGCGGCGCUGCUGUCAGCUUCUCAGGUCCUCUCGGUCUGUGGCCUUCUCGGCUCUGCGCCUUCAGCAGCUGCUGGGGCUUCGAGACCUGUGUCUGUUCUGGUCCGGGAACCGCCUGGCCCGAAGCCGGACUCGGAGAAGCCACGGGAGAUGGAGGACCCCCAGGAGCUGGUGACAUUCAAGGAUGUGGCCGUGGACUUCACCUGGGAGGAGUGGGGGCACCUGGAUGCUUUUCAGAAGGAGCUGUACAAGGAUGUAACGCUGGAGAACUAUAGGAACCUGGUGUGCCUGGGACUUGCCGUGUCCAAACCAGACGUGAUCUCUCAGUUGGAGCAGGGGGAAGCACCUUGGACCCCCGAGAGAGAAGACCCAAGAUGCAGGUGUGCAGGAUCUGUCAUGUUGAUCUUGGCAUUGGAGGACAGCUGGAAAGAAAAAAGGAAUGGAGAAUCCAUCUUACUUAGAUAUGGCAAUAAGUGAUAAAAUUCUGUUACCUGUUAUCAAUGUGAAGUUUAUCUGAACUCUCCUAUACCAGCCCCAGUGCUAACAUCAUUCAGAAUUCUUAUUAAAGGACAGGUCAAUUCUCCGAGAGCCUCCCCAGCUGUGAAUCACAGCAUCUGAAAAAGUUUCAAGGCAGCCUUUGCUGACACAAGUGUUGGGGACUGGGAAUGAGAUAAAUUGAAGGCCAAGGAAAGAGGAGGGAGGUCAGACAACGCAGCAGCCUCUCAGUCAGAGAGGUCAACAACAACAGCCUUCAGUCUCCUUGUAUCAUCCUUUCCCAAGAGGAGAUCCAUUCUGGGUUGGAUCUCCAGCAACCACUGUCAGGUGGCUCCCAUGUAUUCCAACAGCUUUCCUGUAUUACAACAAAGUCCAACACUGGAUAGGGUAUUUUGGGAUUUAUUUGAUUAUUUCUUAAGCUAUACCGCUUGUACUAAUACAUUUUUUAAUUAAAACUUUUUAUUUU